Molecule: messenger RNA, 1047 nt
Organism: Acanthosepion pharaonis
Lineage: Eukaryota; Metazoa; Mollusca; Cephalopoda; Sepiida; Sepiidae
Source: the annotation of a GenBank genome assembly
AUGACUCAGCCAUAUCUCGCGCGCUUCUAUUCUAUUUUCUUAAAUUUAUUUCAUUUGCUUGCUCGUUCUUCGUCGUCGUCUUCUUCUUUUUCUUCUUCUUUUUCUUCUUCUUUUUCUUCUUCUUCCACAUAUCUCUUCUUCUGUUUUCUCGUUUAUUACUUUGUCCUUCAUCUCCCUUUAUAUUUUCUCUUUCAUCUCGAGCUUGAUUUUUUUUCCUUUUUCUUUCUUUUUCUUUCUUUAUCUCAUUCAAAAUUUUUCGUCUUACACAUGUGUCUUUUCUUCUCCUUACACAUAACUUUUUCUUCUUCUUCUUUUUCUUCUUCUUCUUUUUCUUACACAUAUCUCUUUUCUUCUUCUUCUUCUUCUUCUUCUUCUUCUUCUUCUUCUUCUUCUUCUAACACACACAUCUCUUCUUAUUCUUCUGUUUCUUCAUUUGUUACUUCUUCUUCCUCUUCCUCUCCCUUUAUAUCUUCCCUUUCAUCACGUAUCUUUUUUCUCUUUCCCCUCUCCAAUCCUUUUUCCAUCGUUUCGUCUUCUUUUUCUUAUUCUUGCGUUCUUCCUUUUCUUCUGCAUCAAUUUUUCUUUCCCCAUUUUCUUCUGUAUCUGCAACUUUCACCCUUUUUGCUUUGCUUUUUCAAUCCCCACCAAUUUAAUCAUUCAUUCUUCUUCUUGUAUGUUUUUUUUUUCUUUCUUUGCCAUCCUUAUUUGUUUUUGCAUCUGUUUCUGCGUCCUUUCUUUUACUCUUUCUUUCUUUCUUUUUCCAGUCUUCUCUUCUUUUAUCCAUCAAUCUGUUCUUCUUCUUGUUUUUCUCUUUUUUGUUCCAUCAUUUCCUUCUCUAUUUCUUUCUUUCAUUCUUUUUUUUUUAAUUUCAAAUGGAUUGAAUUAUGGGAAAAAGAAAGAAACGCCUACAGUAACUCGUUCUUUCUUUUUCCAUGCUUCAAUCAUUUCUCAUUCUUAUACUUCUUUGACUUCGCCAUUUUCUUCGGUAUCUUUUUCCUUCAUUCUUUUUCUCCUUUCCUUAUUUUCACCAUUUCUAUUCACAUUUAA